AUGAGUAUGCCAUUAUCAAAAUUUCCAUCGAUUGAAAUCAUUAAAGUAGCAGGAUCGGGUACUUUUGGUAAUUAUUUUGACCAUAUGUAAAGGAUAUGUCUUUGAAGCUUAUGAUCACAAUACAAAAUAGAAAGUUGCUCUUAAAAGAAUUGAGAAGGUUGGAAAUCUGUUAAGUAGAGAAUAUGAGAUACUAUUUGAAGUUAAAGAAUGUGAUCAUAUUGUCAAAAUACUUGUAUUUUAUUUUAGUAAGAGUAGGAUUUUUUUUAUUCCAGAACUGAUGCGGGUAAAUUAAUUCAAAAUAUUGUGUUUGAAUAUAUGGAGGAUAAUCUUGAAAACAGGAUUUAAACAUAUAUAAAAUAAGGUAAGGUCUUCUCUGAAUUGACUAUAAAGUCAUACAUUUAUCAAAUUUUAAAAGGAUUAUAGUUUAUUCAUAAAAAGGGAAUAGCUCAUAGAGAUUUAAAACCGUAAAAAAUGAUUGAUAAUUUUUAUUAGAGAAAACAUCCUUAUCAAUGACAAAGAAGUAGUUAAAUUGUGCGAUUUUGGAAGUUCUAAAAUGAUAAAUACUCACGGUUAAAAUACCCCAUACAUAGUGUCAAGAUAUUAUCGUGCUCCUGAAUUAAUUUUAUGUGUUACAAAGUAUGAUGUGUCUAUUGACAUUUGGGCUUUGGGUUGCAUAAUGGGGGAAUUGGUUGUAAAAGAGGCUCUAUUCAAAGGAAAAAGUGAAGGGGAUUAAUUGUUUGCAAUUUUCAAAGUGAUGGGGAGCUUCAAUUAAAGUGAAAUGGAUUACUUUGCAAAUAAAGUGCCUUUCGAUCAUAAAAUAUUUUUCAAAGAGUUGUAGAAGUAUAAAAAAUAGAAUUUGAAAGAGAAAUUCAAUUAAAUGAAAGACUUGGACAACUUCUUGGAUUUGCUUAAGUAAGAUUAUUCAUCAUAUUAAGUUAAAUGUUGCAGUACAACCCAGAGAAAAGAAUCAGUGCAAGUGAUGCUUUGAAGCAUCCGUUUUUUAAAGAUGUAGCGGAUUAAUGAUUAUAUAU
Paramecium octaurelia is the source of this 1031-nucleotide messenger RNA. The record is from the annotation of a GenBank genome assembly. Lineage: Eukaryota; Ciliophora; Oligohymenophorea; Peniculida; Parameciidae.